Suricata suricatta (meerkat) is the source of this 3029-nucleotide messenger RNA. RefSeq names its product serpin family E member 1 (gene SERPINE1). Gene Ontology annotation, biological process: negative regulation of plasminogen activation; negative regulation of vascular wound healing; negative regulation of endopeptidase activity. Lineage: Eukaryota; Metazoa; Chordata; Mammalia; Carnivora; Herpestidae. The coding region runs from base 119 to 1327 and encodes 402 amino acids. Gene Ontology annotation, molecular function: serine-type endopeptidase inhibitor activity. The record is from RefSeq and is a predicted model, not a curated record. The transcript has 9 exons.
GCUACAGGGCCAAGAGCACUGUCAAGAGAGCCACGCCCCCUCUCCGGCAACAGAAUCGCCUCCAAUCAGCAACAGCAGGACAGACCACCAAUCACAAGGCGCCUUGGAGAAGUUCAGGAUGCAGAUGUCUCCAGUCUGUGCCUGCCUGGCCCUGGGCCUGGCCCUCAUCUUUGGUGAAGGGUCUGCCUCCUACCACCGCCAGACUCGGGCAGCCCGACUGGCCACAGACUUUGGAGUGAAGGUCUUUCAGCAGGUGGCAUGGGCCUCCAAGGACCGCAACAUGGUUUUCUCACCCUACGGGGUGGCCUCGGUCCUGGCCAUGUUGCAGCUGACGACAGGAGGAGAGACCCGGCAGCAGAUCCAAGCGGCCAUGCAGUUCCAGAUUAACGAUAAAGGCAUGGCCCCUGCCCUCCGCCAUCUGUACAAGGAGCUCAUGGGGCCGUGGAACAAGGAUGAGAUCAGCACUGCAGAUGCUAUCUUCGUCCAGAGGGAUCUGAAGCUGGUCGAGGGCUUCAUGCCUCACUUCUUCAGGCUCUUCCGGACUACGGUCAAGCAAGUGGACUUCUCAGAGGUGGAUAGAGCCAGGUUCAUCGUCAACGACUGGGUGAAGAGACACACGAAAGGCAUGAUUGGCGACUUACUGGGCCAGGGGGCCGUGGACCAGCUGACGCGCCUGAUGCUGGUGAAUGCCCUCUACUUCAAUGGCCAGUGGAAGACGCCCUUCCCAGAGUCAGGCACCCACCACCGCCUCUUCCACAAAUCUGAUGGCAGCACCGUCUCUGUGCCCAUGAUGGCUCAGACCAAUAAGUUCAACUAUACUGAGUUUUCCACCCCCGACGGCCAUUACUAUGACAUCCUGGAAUUGCCCUACCACGGGGACACUCUCAGCAUGUUCAUUGCUGCUCCCUAUGAAAAAGAAGUGCCUCUCUCUGCCCUCACCAAUAUCCUGGAUGCCCAGCUCAUCAGCCAAUGGAAAGGGAAUAUGACCAGACAGCUCCGCCUCCUGGUUCUGCCCAAGUUCUCUUUGGAAAGUGAAAUCAACCUCCGGAGGCCGCUGGAGAACUUGGGGAUGACAGACAUGUUUAGGCCAAACCAGGCGGACUUCUCGAGUCUCUCAGAUCAAGAGGCGCUGUACGUGUCACAGGCGCUGCAAAAAGUCAAGAUCGAGGUGAACGAGAGUGGCACAGUGGCGUCUUCCUCUACAGCCAUUAUCGUGUCAGCCCGAAUGGCCCCCGAAGAGAUCAUCAUGGACAGACCCUUCCUCUUCGUGGUUCGGCACAACCCCACAGGAACGGUCCUCUUCAUGGGCCAGGUGAUGGAACCCUGACCACAGGGGAAAGCCGCCCUCAUCUGGGACAGAACUGGAAAAUGUAUCCGAGAAGAAAGGACUCCAAAGGAAGAAAACUUUUAUUUUAAUUAAUUUUUCUGGAGAAAGAGAAGGCCUUUGCCUUUAAAAAAAAAAAAAAAAAAAGAAAGAAAAGAAAAGAAAGAAAGAAAAAAAGAAAAGGGUAAAUCUUUCGAAUCUGCCUCCUAGACCUCAGCCUCUCCCAGGAGUGCUGAAGAGAACCUUUCAGUAAAACUCCCUUGUGGGGCCCCCUGGGGAGACCUCCGAAGCUCUGCUGAGUCUCCGGAGCAGACUGUAAAACACACGUGCGCAGCUGCUUGUGCCCAUCUGGGGCUUCGGACCUGGACCUCACCGAGACCAUGGCAGGAUGGCACCAGGAGGCUUUACGGGGGCUUUUGUGUGCUUGGUAGACAGUAUUUGUGUUCCAGUCACGUUGCUGUCACUCUUGCACUGUCUGCCACUGCCGAGGAGGCUGGCGGCGGGCCAAAGAAGGCCAGUGGAAGAGACACCCUUUCCUCUCGAGGCCUGUGCUCCCAGCUCGGCGGUCCUGCAGACAGGCAGAGCAUCUGCCGAGACCCACCCUGACCUGGCCGCCUCCCUCCCCAGAAACAGUGCGCAGAUAUUAUUUUGGAGUGUAGGUGACUUGUUUACUCAUAGAGGCAGGCUUCUGCUUCCCACAAACUUUAUUUUGCAGGAAUAGAGGCGGGGCGGGAGUCAAGAUGUGUGCCUGGCUCUCGGCCCUCAUCUCCUGGUGGGGAGGGUGGGAUGCUGGGGGUGUGCUUGAGUAUUUAUCACAGCCUUGUCCCUGUGUGCUUGUUAGAGAGUAGGACUCUCAAGAAAAACGUGCUGUCUGAACUUGCACGCAGUGUUCCUCGGUGGUCUUCGUCAUUGCAGGAGUCUGGCCACUUGGCUGGCUACCCCUCUGGGUGGCUAGCGCGGUGGGGCCCACACUGCCACCUUGUGGCUGCCUGAGCCUUCUUUUCCUCAUCCUUCUCCACUUGAGGGCUGAGACCCCCAUAGGGCAAGAUGGUCUAACUUCAGCCCACUUUAGGGACCAAAAGGAUGUGGUGGGUAAGAGAGAUGAGAGCGAGGACAGAGUGGUUUCAAAAUUUUCCAAUAUAUUUAGGAACAGGAGAGCCAGGGGCUGCACGACCUAGAAGGACAGAACUUUCCCCAAUUACAGGGUGAUUCAUAGCCGCAUUGGUGACUCACUUCAACGUGUCAUUUCCGGCUGCUGUGUGUGAGCAGUGGACACGUGAGAGAGAGGGAGAGAGAGAGAGAGAGAGAGAGACUAAGAGAAAGGAGGAGGAGAGAGGAGAGAGACCAUGAGCUUGGACUCAACUACCCCAGCUAGAUAAUCUUUCUGAAAACCAGCGAGCUAGGGGGCAUGGCCUGAAGACCGAUUAACUGAAGAACUGCACAUGGAUGUCAAAUGAAUGAAUGUGAGCCAGGAGGACCUUAAUCAUUCCACCAUGCUCUUCAGUGAAAAAUCUUUGUUCUUUGUGUGUCUGUCUGUUUGUUUCUCAUAAUGCACUGGACAGUGAGAGCCGCACACAGUACCCAUAAGGAUACGCCAGUGUGGGGUCCAACAGUCUUGAAACUGUGUUGAAUUAUAUGCUUUUUCACUUUUGAUAUAUAAACGAGUAAAAUAUUUUAAAAAAUAAUAAAUAAGUAUAUAAAAAUA